Molecule: messenger RNA, 1662 nt
Organism: Topomyia yanbarensis
Lineage: Eukaryota; Metazoa; Arthropoda; Insecta; Diptera; Culicidae
Exons: 3
Coding region: 1-1662 (553 amino acids)
Biological process (GO): DNA integration
Molecular function (GO): nucleic acid binding
Source: RefSeq, a predicted model, not a curated record
AUGAAUCAUUUGUUCAUUGAUCUUGAACCAAAAGUUUUUGUGUAUCUUGACGACUUGGUAAUAGCCACGGAAUCGUUUCAAGAACACCUGGAAAUUCUGCAAGAAGUCGCACGAAGAUUGAAGAAUGCUGGUCUGACAAUCAAUGCAGAAAAGUCAGUUUUCUGCAGGAAGAGCUUGAGGUACCUAGGAUAUGUACUGAAUGAAGAAGGUUGGCACGUAGAUGAGGACAAAGUGGAAGCUAUUAGUAAGUUCCCCGCUCCAACGAAUAAGAAGGAAGUGCAACGGUUCAUCGGGAUGUGCGGCUGGUACCGACGGUUCAUCAAAGACUUCUCACAAACGGCAGUCCCGCUAACAGAACUCACCAAGGCAAAAACUAAAUUCAAGUGGACGGAAGAUUGCGAGAGAGCUUUCCAGUCACUCAAGUCACAUCUAAUCUCGGCACCAGUAUUGGCAACUCCAAAUUAUUCCAAGCCGUUCGCAGUCGCCUGUGAUGCAAGUGAUGUCGCAAUUGGAGGAGUACUCACGCAGGACUACAGCGGAGGAGAGAAGGCUAUUUCCUACUUUUCGCAAAAACUCUCAUCAGCUGAAAGGAAGUAUUCGGUAACACAGAGAGAGUGUCUUGCAGUCAUUCGGUCGAUCGAAAAGUUCCGAGGAUACCUCGAAGGAACUUCUGAUCCGCGGUUCGACAACCUACUGGAGGAGAUUCAAACAGAUUCGGAUAGAUUUCCAGACUUUAGGAUAAUCGGAGAUCAGUUAUACAAAAACUGCAUCAUGAAGGAUGAAACUGGAGGUAAAUGUCAUCGUUGGAAGAAGGUCAUUCCUACGCAUUUGCGCCAGGAGCUCAUACAUCGAUAUCAUGAUAUACCUACAGCAGCUCACCUGGGGUGUGAGCGCACACUGCAUCGCAUUCAACGAGACCACUAUUGGCCCCAAAUGGCAACGGACAUCCGCAAAUAUGUACAAGCAUGUGAUGUUUGCAAGGCCAACAAGGCUGAUGCCCACGCUAGGAAAUGCCAAACCGGCUCAGUUACCGUGGGAACAGAUAUCGAUCGAUUGGCAAAUGCCCAAAAGAUGUCAGAUUUUUUGGAGCACUACGUGUUUCAUCGAUUCUCGACACCAAGGAUCAUCGUUUCGGAUUCUGGCUCUCAAUUUCUCUCUCAGGCAUUCCAAUCACUGCUUAAAAGAUACAACGUUAUCCACAUGAGAACCGCAUUCUACACUCCGAUGUGUAACGCAGCUGAGCGGACCAAUCGUACGCUGAUCACUUGCGUAAGAUCUCUCUUGGAUGAUGACCAACGAAACUGGGAUGUACACAUUCAGCAAGUAGUAUGCGCAAUCAACACAGCAAAGCACGAAUCUCUUGGAUGUAGUUCCCACUAUUGUGAUUUCGGAAGAGAUCACAUCUUAUUCAUCAAUCGAUACCCCCUCGCUAAGCUGAAUUCCGCUGAGGAUCCCGUCGAGGCACAAAAGUUACGAAUCGCAGCAGCACAAAACAUACAACAUUUCGUAUUAUCCAGGAUCAAGGCAGCCCACGAUAGCAGCAAGCAGCGUUACGAUCUUCGAGCACGACACCGAGGGUUCACUGUAGGCGAAAUAGUAUGGAGACAUGUUACGAUUUUCCUCAACGAGGCAAACCACACAAAUGUAAAGAGUACCACAUAG